AUGGCAAGACUCAAUUUCCUAGGGUUUGUGAUUUCACAAGGUAAGAUGGAGAAGACCAUCAAAGUACGUAUUUUGCAAAAAAAAUUCGAUAGAAAAGUCCAAAAAUAUUUCCUCCAGAAGAAAGAUUAUUUAGUUCACGAUGAAGGUAAUAUCUGUAGGGAAGGUGAUUUGGUUAGAAUUGAACAGACAAGGCCAUUAAGUGCAAGAAAAUUCUUUGCUGUUGCUGAAAUCAAAAAGAAUAAAGGUCAACAGUUUGCAACUUAUCAAAAGGAAGCCAAAGCAAAUGUUCAAAAGGAGGAAAGAGAAAAGAGUAGUCUAUUGGAACAAAAGAGAACGCUAUACGAAAAGUUUUCAGAUAACUCUUUGUAUGAAGACUUAUCGAGCGUUCAAGCUUUAAGAAGAAAGGAAAACUUGACCGAAGAAGAAGUCGAAAAAAUAACUGAAAUCAUGGGCAAAUACAAUAUCUCAAAUACCAAUGUUGAGUCUCCAAGCAAAGAGUUAUUUACGACUUCAAUUUCCAGUCUCUCAAGUAAGAUUGAAUCACUUUCAAAUGAUUUAAAGCUAACUGAAACCUUAAAUAAUCUAUUAAACGAUGAAUCAAAGAAGGAUAUUGUUUACCAAAUAUCCGAGAAGUUAAAUAUUACUCCAGAGACUAAGAAGAAUAUUAGAAAAAAUUUGAUCAGAAAAUACUUGAAGACUGCACCAAGUGAAGAAUUACAAAAACUAGGUUUAUCCUUGUAA
Molecule: messenger RNA, 741 nt
Organism: Pichia kudriavzevii
Lineage: Eukaryota; Fungi; Ascomycota; Pichiomycetes; Pichiales; Pichiaceae
Exons: 1
Coding region: 1-741 (246 amino acids)
Biological process (GO): translation
Cellular component (GO): mitochondrion; ribosome
Molecular function (GO): structural constituent of ribosome
Source: RefSeq, a predicted model, not a curated record